UUCAGGCUAUGGCUUCACAUCAGAAGCUUGCCCUACAGCAGCAGUCGGAUGUCGAAUAAAAGCUCGAUCUGAUCAUGUGGAAUGGUAUGAGUGGUCAAAGUUGUACGACAGAAAUCAGCUGGUUUGUGUAUAUCCAGGCGAAUAUGAGGGAAUAGCAGGAUGCGUACGAAAACAUUCGGGAAAUGUACGAUGUUGGUGUGGGGGAACGAACGACUGUAACAGCCCAGAAACAAGUCGGCAGCUAUUAGAUGCAUUUCAGAACUCGGACAAAAAGAAAAUGCAAAUCAUCAUGAGACGAUUGGAAACGGGGACGGAUCAGGGCGAGGAGGUGGAAGGUAUUUCGGAUAAAAUACUUAUUUGA
Messenger RNA from Strongylus vulgaris, 361 nucleotides. NCBI's taxonomy places the organism in Eukaryota, Metazoa, Nematoda, Chromadorea, Rhabditida, Strongylidae. The record is from the annotation of a GenBank genome assembly.